GCCGGCGCGUCGUGAUGGAGCCGGGCGGUGGCGGAGGUCCGGGCUUGUUAAUUGUCAACAAUAAGCAACGGAGCGGGGGUCUCGGGCUGACGACGACGCCGCCUCCGCCAGGCGGAAAAGGCCGCGAGCCCAACCGCAACCAGCGCAAGGAUUCGGAGGGCUAUUCUGAGUCACCAGACUUUGAGUUUGAAUAUGCAGACACAGACAAAUGGGCUGCUGAGCUGUCAGAAUUGUAUAGCUAUACAGAAGGUCCUGAAUUCCAACUCAACAGAAAAUGCUUUGAGGAAGAUUUUAGACUGCAUGUCCUGGAUAAGAAGUGGACAGAACUGGACACCAAUCAGCAUCGCACCCAUGCCAUGAGACUUCUUGAUGGCCUUGAAGUCACUGCUCGGGAGAAAAGGCUUAGGGUAGCACGAGCUAUCCUUUAUGUUGCACAAGGCACAUUUGAUGAAUGCAGUUCUGAAGCUGAAGUUCAGUCUUGGAUUCGAUAUAACAUAUUCCUUCUGCUUGAAGUUGGCACAUUCAAUGCUUUGGUGGAACUUUUGAACAUGGAAAUUGAUAACAGUGCUGCCUGCAGCAGUGCAGUGAGGAAGCCUGCCAUCUCCCUGGCUGACAGCACAGAUCUGAGGGUGCUGUUGAAUAUUAUGUACCUUAUUGUGGAGACUGUCCGUCAAGAGUGUGAAGGAGACAAGCCUGAGUGGAAGACAAUGAGACAGACCUUCAGAGCAGAACUAGGGGCUCCGUUGUAUAACAGUGAACCAUUUUCGGUGAUGCUUUUCGGGAUGGUGACCAAAUUCUGCAGUGGCCACGCCCCACAUUUCCCUAUGAAGAAGGUGUUGCUGCUGCUCUGGAAGACUGUCCUAUGUACCCUUGGAGGAUUUGAGGAGCUCCAGGAUAUGAAAGCAGAGAAGCGGGAGAUGUUAGGGCUCCCACCACUGCCCGAGGAUAGCAUAAAGGUGAUACGCAAUAUGAGAGCGGCUUCUCCUCCUGCAUCUGCUUCUGAUUUGAUUGAGCAGCAACAGAAACGGGGUCGCCGAGAGCACAAGGCUCUUAUUAAACAGGAUAACUUGGAUGCCUUCAAUGAGCGAGAUCCUUACAAAGCCGAUGACUCCCGUGAAGAGGAAGAAGAGAAUGAUGAUGACAAUAGUCUUGAGGGAGAGACAUUCCCUCUUGAAAGAGAUGAGGUGAUGCCCCCUCCUGUCCAGCACCCUCCAACUGACCGACUAACUUGUCCAAAGGGUUUGCCUUGGGCCCCCAAGGUCAGAGAGAAAGACAUUGAGAUGUUUCUGGAAUCUAGUCGGAGCAAAUUUAUUGGCUACACCUUAGGGAGUGACACCAAUACAGUAGUAGGACUGCCCAGACCCAUUCAUGAGAGUAUCAGAACUUUGAAACUGCACAAGUAUACAUCUAUUGCAGAGAUUCAAGUGCAGAUGGAAGAGGAGUACUUGCGUUCCCCCUUGUCAGGGGGUGAAGAAGAGGUUGAGCAAGUUCCUGUAGAAAUCCUGUAUCAGGGUCUACUUCCUAGCCUGCCCCAGUACAUGAUUGCCUUGCUGAAGAUUCUACUAGCUGCAGCACCCACCUCCAAAGCCAAGACUGAUUCCAUUAACAUCCUAGCAGAUGUUUUGCCAGAGGAGAUGCCAACAACUGUGUUGCAGAGUAUGAAGCUGGGAGUUGAUGUGAAUAGACAUAAAGAGAUCAUUGUAAAGGCCAUUUCUGCUGUUCUGCUGCUACUGCUCAAACAUUUUAAAUUAAAUCAUGUCUAUCAGUUUGAAUACAUGGCCCAGCACCUGGUGUUUGCCAAUUGCAUUCCACUUAUAUUGAAAUUCUUCAAUCAGAAUAUUAUGUCAUACAUUACAGCCAAAAACAGCAUCUCUGUUUUGGAUUAUCCAUACUGUGUGGUACAUGAGCUGCCUGAGCUGACUGCAGAGAGUCUGGAAGCUGGAGACAACAAUCAAUUUUGCUGGCGGAACCUGUUUUCCUGCAUCAAUCUACUUAGAAUAUUGAAUAAAUUAACAAAGUGGAAACACUCUAGGACCAUGAUGCUGGUGGUGUUCAAGUCUGCUCCUAUUCUGAAACGAGCCCUCAAAGUGAAGCAGGCCAUGAUGCAGCUGUAUGUUCUCAAGCUUCUCAAGGUGCAGACAAAGUAUCUAGGACGGCAGUGGAGAAAAAGUAACAUGAAGACUAUGUCAGCAAUCUACCAAAAAGUGCGACAUCGGCUCAAUGAUGACUGGGCUUAUGGCAAUGAUCUGGAUGCACGUCCAUGGGACUUCCAGGCUGAAGAGUGUGCUCUGCGUGCCAGCAUAGAGCGUUUCAACUCCCGGCGUUAUGAUCGGGCACAUAACAACCCUGAUUUUCUGCCUGUGGAUAACUGUUUGCAGAGUGUUCUAGGCCAGCGUGUGGAGCUACCUGAAGAUUUCCAAAUGAAUUAUGACUUGUGGCUGGAAAGGGAAGUUUUUUCUAGACCCAUCUGUUGGGAAGAAUUACUGCAGUGACAUCUGAUGAGGAAAAUCUCAGAAUUCAGAGCUAGUACAUGUGCCCAAAGACUAGGUUCCUGCUCUUCAGUCAACCAGGCAUAGAGGAGAUAUAUGGAUUUUUCAUUUAUUGUAAAGAAACCUGCAGUUCUACCCUUCAUCUCCAGGUGGCAGCAGUUAUUUUUUUACUGCUCUCAGGAUCCUGUCAAUAUGGCUUCUCUUAAAUCUUUUGGGUUGCUUCAGUUACUGGUCAGUCUGGAAGCUGCUUUGAGACAUGAACCAGUUGAAAAAAAAUUGGGAAAAUAUCAGUGUUGGCACUGAUUGCUGUUCAGUGAUCCUUGUCAGGCUUCUGUUCACUGAGCCUGGGUAGCUACUCUAUUUCAAAGCUGGAAUAGUAGCUUUUUCUGUUUUGUCCCCAUGCUUAUACCAAAAGGACAGAACAGCAGUAAUUUCUUGCAGGCUUACAUGAAAGAAAGAAUAUUGUGGGUGUAAUAAGAAAUUAUAGAUGGUGCAUACUAUUCUCCAUGCUGAUAUAAGAAAGGAGAUCUGUGAAGUCCCAUCUAGUAGAUGUAGGGGUGCAGUAUAAUCAAGAGGAGCAGGAACUGGGCAUAGGGUGUUUUUAUAGCAGUGCCAAUAGUAUGCUCUUCUUUUGGGAGUUGGUGGGAAUAUUAUAAAUGGCUUGUCCUUGCCUAAAGAAGUGAGCAGGUAAUUUUAUUUGUAUCAGGGCUGUUGUCCCACUUUGUUCUCCUGGCAUAGCCAAACUCCUUAAAGAACUACAGGUCAUACCCAGUGUAAUUUAAUACUAAUAUCUAUUUUUAUUAAGUAUACUUCAGUUUUGGAGGUUGCACCCGACAAGGGCAAACUCUCAGUGUUGCUUUUCUGUUUUCAAUGUGCCAUCCUUCCAUUUGUCUGAGACCUGCUCUUCAAGCAGUUUUUCAGCACUGGUGCACCAAGGUAGUGCAGUUUUCCUGGUCUGCCUGCAUGCCAAUCCCUUGUUUGUGUCUCUGCUUCUCAGUUAAGUAUAGCAUACCCAACACACUUACUGCUGAUUAAGACAAGCAAAUUCAUUCACUUUCCAGCUGGAUACUCCACUCCAGCCUCAUUCUCACUCGCAAAGACAAGAUGAGGUGCCAGGCCUGUGUCUGGACUUAUUCCAACUAGCCCCACACCUGUUUGGAAUAGGGCAGUCCAAACAAAGGUUACCUGCCUCCAUUAAGCCUGUUCAAACCAAUAUAAUGAACAAGGUGAAAACAAGGACACCUACUUGAAAUUGAUAAGUGGAAAGGACUUGUUAAUAAAGUAGGUGUUUCCUUUUCCUUAGAAGAAGGUAUCUCCUGUGGGAAUGGACUCUCAGCUGUUGCUGAGUAUAUUUGCUUCCAUUCAGGAGCAAAGAAAUACAACAGGUUAGCACCAAGUACUGCAAGAUGGUGGAUUUUUUCCUUUUGUUUUGUUUCUCCUCUGUGCUCUUAAUUACAUACUUACAUUGAAGUCCUAAGGCAACUUACUUAGAAUUAAAUUCCAUUGAAAAUAUUUUAGGGUUGGGGGUUCAUUAAAAUACUACCACAGUACUGGGGGCUUGGAGAGCACUGGUCCAGCCCUUUGUAUUGAGCCUGGAUUAGUUAUAAUCCAAACACUCUGAUAAGUUUUUUCUGCAUCGUUGAAUUUCAUUUAGGCAGAGAGCUGCAGGGACCAAGGUAACCUUGAUGGUUUAAAGAUAGGAAACAAUUUUAAUACAUCAAAUGCAUUCAGUUUAAGAAAGUGCCUGCCAGGCAGCCAGUCCAAAAAUUGUGAUUUAACCACAGAUGGGGGUUCCAGGGGUUUUUUUUUUUCCGAAAUGUACUAUAAUGAGAAGUUGGAUUUCCCCAUAUCUGUAUUGUGAACAGUGUGAUGGUGACAUGAUCGUGCAACAAAAGCAUAUGGUCACAUAAAACAUUAAAAACAAAAUACCUUUCAAGCUUAUAAUGGUUAUUUUUGUAUAUGAAUCUUCAGCUUUAAGUGCCUCCUGGAAAGACACCAAGAAACUUGUCUGAUGUAAAUUGGAGACUUUGGAAGGAGGUUAGAUUAUGAAUUCAUCUUCAGUAUGGGAACAGCUUAACUAGAGUUUAGGUGUGAAUGCUACUUUUCUGUUGUGUUGGAGGCUUUAGCGAAUUGGUAGGAAAACCCCUCCAGUCAUUAUCUGAAAAUAGGGUAACCUGAUGGUAAGUUAAUGUUCUCCUUAUAUCUGCAAUUGUAUAGAUUUCAGAUAUAAAAAAAAAUCCCCACCAUUUCUAAUGGCAUGCAAACUUAGGAUGCCUGCUGUAGAUGAUUUGGACUACUCUGACUGUAGUUUUUAACAGGCUGUAUUAUGUUUACACACAAGAAGUAAUUUGUGACUGUCAGUGUCAUAUCGUUGUAACUAUAUAAGUAGAAACACUUCCUCUUGUUGCACUUGACAUAGUGAAUUUAUUUAUAAUGAGGAUUUACAGCUCACCUUUUAAUAAAAUAUUGAAGGUGGCUUAUACUCAGAAUUAAAAUAUCCUAUAGCAAAAUGACAGCAAAGGCAAUACCAAAUGGCUCUUGGGUCUAAUUGCUAUGCUUUCUGCAGAAGCAAAGAUGCAGAGAUUGUGUAUUUCUGACUGGAAUGCAUAAGCAGUUUUGCAAGCUGCAUGGAGCCAUAUAAUACAUGGAGUGCAGAUAAGGCACGCUCAGGCUGUGCAGCUGGCUAAGAUGUAGCAGCUUCACACAGGUGAAAGGGUUGUGUGCUCAUACUUACAUAGCCUUGUUGAGUGCAUCUGCAUCUUGCUUAGGCAAAAUCCAUCUCUACCAAUCAUUUAUGUAUCCUUUCAUAUCGGAAUGGGCUUCUAUGAGCCUGCAGAUGUUUUCUUUAAUUCAGCUGCAGUUGUAACACCUUUUUUAUUAUUCCUUGCUUUAAUUGCUUGUGGUUUCCCUUACAUUCCAUCUCUUCCUCACUUUCCUUUUCAGUUGCACAGUAAAAUUAUGUAUGGCUUUAACAUGGUACUAAUUCAUUUUGCUAUGGCAGUACUGAUUUCUUCCUAGGGAGAGUGGCUUCAGGCAAGGUACAGUUUGUCUAUUUGAAAUAUAUCCCAGUCAAGCUCAGAUACAGCCUUGUUAAAUGUAUGUGGACUUUUGAGGAAUGUGCAUGUCUAACCAGUUUUCUGCAAACUGGAGCCCUCCAGAUGUCUUAGAUUGCAAGUGCCAUCAUUCUUAGUCCAUAUGGUCUACUGUAGUGCCUUCACUGCACCCUUAUUCCUGUUUCUCUACAAGCUCAGGUUUAAAGACAUAUUUCAGCAAGUAAUUUGGGUUCCUAAUUACAGCAAUCACUGUGCUGCUUGCAUGCUUUGAUUGUGUAAUUACACUUGCUUACACACACUCUAAUUGAGAGGAACAAUUGUGUAAUAAAUUUCUAAAAAACUGAUUUAUACCACCAACUUCCAUUGGCCAAAAAAAAAAAAAAAAAAAUCCCAGGCAGAGUUGUGUUUCAUGACUAAUAUGAUGAAACAAAUCAGCAUUUUUGUGGUUUAUAUAAUAUAGAACUCUGUAUUAUCCCUUAACAGUCUUGAAUUAUUUAACUAUUAUAGUAACAUAAAAUGAAAAUGAAACCAGAAGCACUUAGAGUAAGUUUCUGUACCCACCACCCCUCCAGCUUUGACUCAGACUCUGAUUUGGCAUUUCAGAAAAUCAUCCAAACCAUUUUGGGCCAUUCAGGAAUGCAUCUGCUUUUAUUUGUUUCCAAAGUCAAAUGGAAAUGGAAAUCAAAUGGAUGGAAAUCUGAUCACAGGAAUUCUAAACAUUGUCACUAACAGUUGUUUGCUCUCAGUCAGAAUUGGAUGAUAGUUGCAAACAUAGCAGUCCCUUAAGGGAGGAGAUUGUCACCUAAAUGACAGAAAAAUAGGUGCAGGGAACUUGAUGCCACACACCUUUAUAUUUUGAUUUGGUUUUGGUGGGGGUGAAUAAUUCACCACUUUUAUUUCAUGGCAAAAUUGAAUGAAAACUGCAGGGAUAAUUGCCCCUUUGUAAACUAUUAAGCCUGGCUUAUUUCAGAACAAUAGUUUGGAAGAAACUUAGUACAAAGCAAGUCAUAUGACCUAAUCUAUUUUCAUAGUCUCCAAAAGAUAUCACACUCUUCCCCCGUGUUCUGGACAUGACAGUCUAAUAAUGAUCCCAAGUCAGGGGUCUUCAAAUUUUUUGGUCAGUAGAUAUGAAAAUAUAAAAAACUUCAGUAGGCUCCACAGACAAAAUGCCUAAUCAGUGGACUGUUGCUUUUGACAUCUGCUUGUCACACUAUGGAAUUUAGGCUGCACCUUAUUCAGCAAAAACUGUACUUCAAUGUCUGUUUGACACUGCAACUUCAAUAAAGGAUUGUCUUAAUUUGCUGGUGGUACAAUA
This is a messenger RNA of Varanus komodoensis (Komodo dragon), 6857 nucleotides long. It is a transcript of the gene STRIP1, whose product is annotated as striatin interacting protein 1. The record is from RefSeq and is a predicted model, not a curated record. The transcript has 21 exons. The coding region runs from base 15 to 2492 and encodes 825 amino acids. NCBI's taxonomy places the organism in Eukaryota, Metazoa, Chordata, Lepidosauria, Squamata, Varanidae. Gene Ontology annotation, cellular component: cytosol. Gene Ontology annotation, biological process: cytoskeleton organization.